This is a messenger RNA of Esox lucius (northern pike), 2787 nucleotides long. Its product is annotated as CCP domain-containing protein. NCBI's taxonomy places the organism in Eukaryota, Metazoa, Chordata, Actinopteri, Esociformes, Esocidae. The record is from RefSeq and is a predicted model, not a curated record. The coding region runs from base 359 to 1543 and encodes 394 amino acids. The transcript is spliced from 5 exons. Gene Ontology annotation, cellular component: plasma membrane.
AGGGGAAAAAAGACAGUGGGAGAAAGCGCGAACGGCAGGAAACGGAGACCAGUGCAGGGAGUAGAGAUCGCAGGGACAAGCAGAUUAGAGUCUGGGCUUCAUUCCGCGGCGCGCCAUCUGACAUGGACAGCACACAGACCUCUUUCUCACUGCAGAGGGAGUGAAGGGAAGGGUCCAGGACUGGGAGGAGCAGGACGCAAAAGUCAUUUUUCUGCAGCUCUAGCUGGGAAACGUGGAGUGGCAGGACGGUGAGGGGAGCGGCGGUGAGUGUCAUCCGGCCAUGAGAGAGUGAGUGAGGGAGGAAGGACCUCUAUUGCUGCUGAGGACACCUCUGUCUCCUUCACUCCUGCCUCUCCAGAUGUCUACAGGAGGGAGGCCCCCAGGUGGGGGACCCGUCUGGACCCUGCUCUGGCCCCUGGCGUGUGCCCUGGCCCUGUCUGCAGGCUCGUCGGUAAGCCCCUUCAGCCAGGAGUCCGCCUCUGUUCCUCCCAUUGCUGCUGAGACACAGACUAUGGCGGAGACACAGCCAGAGGCGCGGACGGAUGUGAACUCACUUGCGGAGCUUCCGACUCAGCCGGAGCUUCCGACUCAGCCAGAGCUUCCAACCCAGUCGGAGCUUCAGACCCAGUCGGAGCUUCAGACCCAGUCGGAGCUUCAGACCCAGUCGGAGCUUCAGACCGGAUCAAAGAUACAGACUCAGUCACAAACAGAGUCUGAUUCACAGGUAGCUACCAGCAACUACACAGGUCUAGCGUGUGCAUCCGUCCUGCCACCGAGGCGCGGGUCCUUCUACGUGGAGCGUGGGACGGGGGUGUCGGUUGGCACCGUGCUGGCCUUCUGGUGCAGAGAUGGAUACCAGCUGGUGGGCAGUGAUAAGAUUACCUGCAGCGUCCGGGCAGGCAAGCCCCAGUGGAACAACUACCUGCCCGUUUGUGAGGCCAUCCCCAGACCGGAGGACCGUGGUCUCCGCGUGGCCGUGUUGGCAUCAGUGGUCAGUGGCAUCGUCAUCCUCGCCAUGUCCUUCUCCUUCCUCAUCUGCUGCCUGCAGGAACGUACCGGAAAGACCACGGACAACAAGAGCAGGCGUAGAGACAAGCGGUCUUCACGGCGUACUGAGUGCUGGCUGGAGAGAGAGGAAGGGGAAUGGGAGGCGUUCCCUCCCCCGAAGAUCUUCCACCUGUCCCAACGCCCCGACCUACGGCUGGCUGCUGAGAGCCCCGUCUACCUGGGGGGCAUGGGCGGCUUCGACAACCGUGGAUACCAAAGGAGUCAGGAGAACCUGCUGAAGGCUCCUCUCUCUGGUUCCUUCCGCUCUGAGACUCAGAUGAUGUACCCCCAUGUGGUGCUUCAGAGGGUCCCCACCCCGACAGCCCCGCCUGCCCCCACCGCCCCCACCGCCCCAGUGUACCUCCACCACCUGCCCCCUGGCUCGGCCUCCAACGCUGGAGGGGCUCCCCAGCAUGUACCCGCGUACCCUCCCCCGCAGUAUCCCAACCACAACGCUAGCCCUCAGCGGGUUCCCUGGCAGAUGCAGCCCCGCUGACCUGUUUUCAGCUCCCGUUGUCGCUGGCCCUUCCUGGAGGUCAAGGGUUAACAAUGAGGGAGGAUCAUAAAUAGCACCCUGUUCCCUACUUAGUGCACUACUUUUGAGCAGAGCCCUAUGCAGCUAACCUAAUACAUGCUCCAGUCAAAUGUAGACAUAGGGGAUAGGAGAUGAUCUCAGACCAGCCCUCAGAUACCUUACAGUGAAAUGUUUCUAUAUUACUGGAUGGAUGGAUCCUGGAUGAGUGGAGGGAUGGAUGGUUAGUGGAUGGGUGGUUGGAUGAGUGGACGGGUGGAUAAUGGGGAGAUGAUGGAUGAACGGAUGGAUGAGUGGACCGAUGGAUGCAUGUUUGAGCAGUUGAUUGGAAUAUGAUGGAUGGAUAAUGAGUGGAGGAUGAACGAACGGAUGGAUGAGUGGACAGAUGGAUGCAUGUUUGAGCAGUUGACUGGACAGAUGAUGGAUGGUUGGAUAAAUGUUGAUUGGAUGAUGAGUGGAUGAUGGAUCGAUGGAUGGUUGGAUAGAUGAUGAUGAUGGAUGGAUGAUGGUUUGGUGGAUGGAGGAUGUGUUAUUGUACAUACUAUUGUUAUUGUAUGAUAAGGAAAGACCUGAGGGUCUUUCUACAGCUCUAUCUGGCUCCUCCCCCAUUUCACCUGAGAACGAACCUACCAGUUUCUACAGGAGGUUUUGGAGUCACUACCUUUGUCUCUGUGUAACUUUUGGUUAUUUGGUGCUGUCCUCCAUUUCACAAGAGCUGACUUCCUAUUAGUCUUCUGAUUGUGUGUAGAUCAGCAUCGGACGGGACCUAUCAGGACACAUCUUGCUUAUGUCACUAAAGAAACAAUAUGAGAUUUUAGUUGUUUUGGCAGAGGGAGUCAAAGUCGAUACUGGCCAAAUGAAACAAUUGGAAAUCCUCCUGGAAAACACGUAUGAACGUAUAUUCUGAAUGAUAUUGGAAAGGAUUUCAGAGAUUCCCCAGUGUUAUUCCCCCAUUUGUUCUACAGCUUCAGACAAAAGCCUUGGAUUGGUCCUUCUCUGUUGCUGAAGCCUUUGUCAGUCUUCUGGGGUUAUCUGAUGUAGUAAGAGACUUGGAACAGUUACACAGACUAACCUCGACAUUAUGGAGUUAACUGUAGGCCGACAAGAUCAAAGGCAGGAACCAUGUAAUGAUUAUUCCUGUGAAUAUGUUUCUAUACAAAAAAUGUUUUCCACCAGACAUGAAUUAAAAAUACUUUUGUUCAGCUGAA